CUAUAAAAACAGCUCCUACAGUUUUUAAUUUCCUUUUCCUUUUUUUAAGCAAACAUUUUCAUUUUUUUAAAUCUCCGUCGUCGCUUCCUCGUUGGGGUUAGUAUUGGUACCGUCGACGGUUCACUUUUUCCGGUGAAAGUUACCUUAAGUAAAAAAUCUUCUUUUUUAUUACUGAAGAAUCCCUUCGAAGUUUGGAUUUUGAUUUUGGGGAAAGUAUAGUAAUGGCGGCAUCAGCGGCGACGAUGGUCAGCUCGGCUGGUGGCUUAUUAGCGAUGCUUAACGAGAGCCAUCCUCAGUUGAAAUUACAUGCUCUCACUAAUUUAAUUGGGUUCGUUGAUCAAUUUUGGCCCGAGAUCUCCACCAGCGUUCCUAUAAUAGAAAGCUUAUAUGAAGAUGAAGAAUUUGGCCAGCAUCAGAGACAACUUGCUGCGCUUCUUGUCUCAAAGGUUUUUUAUUACUUGGGUGAACUUAAUGAUUCGUUGUCUUAUGCUCUUGGAGCUGGCCCUCUUUUUGAUGUUUCUGAGGAUUCUGAUCAUGUGCAUACUCUCCUUGCCAAGGCGAUAGAUGAGUAUGCCAGCUUUCGGUCAAAGGCAGCUGAAUCAAGUGAUGAAGCUGCAAAGGUUGACCCUAGGUUGGAGGAGAUUGUGGAGAGAAUGCUGGAUAAGUGUAUUAUGGAUAGAAAAUACCAACAAGCGAUGGGAAUUGCAAUUGAGUGCCGGAGACUGGAUAAACUUGAGGAAGCAAUAACAAGGAGUGAAAAUGUUCAUGCAAUCUUAGCAUAUUGCACUCAUGUUUCUCAUUCUUUUGUAUAUCGCCGAGAAUAUCGUCGUGAGGUGCUUCGGCUUCUUGUUAAAGUGUACCAAAAACUGCCUUCUCCUGAUUAUUUGAGCACUUCUCAGUGCCUAAUGUUCUUGGAUGAACCUGAAGGUGUUGCAAAUAUAUUGGAGAAACUUCUCCGUUCUGAAAAUAAGGAGGAUGCUCUUUUGGCUUUCCAAGUUGCAUUCGAUCUUGUGGAGAAUGAGCACCAGGCUUUUCUGUUAAAUGUAAGAGAUCGCCUUUCUGCUCCCAAAUCUCUACCUUCAGAACCAGUACAGCCAGGAUCCACCAACCCUGCUCCAGCUGAAAAUGAAAAUUCUACUGCUUCAGAGGAUGUUCAGAUGACAGAUGGGUCUUCUGCUAUUACUACAAAUGUUCAUGAGGCAGAUCCUAAGGAAGUUAUGUAUGCUGAGAGGCUGAUGAAAGUCAAAGGAAUUUUGUCUGGGGAGACCUCGAUACAGUUGACUCUACAAUUCUUGUACAGUCAUAACAAAUCGGAUCUAUUAAUUUUGAAGACAAUAAAGCAGUCUGUUGAAAUGAGGAAUAGUGUUUGUCACAGCGCUACAAUCUAUGCUAAUGCAAUAAUGCAUGCUGGAACAACUGUGGAUACAUUCCUGAGGGACAAUCUGGACUGGCUGAGUAGAGCUACCAAUUGGGCUAAAUUCAGUGCAACAGCUGGGCUUGGUGUUAUUCACAGAGGACAUCUGCAGCAAGGCAGGUCUCUAAUGGCUCCAUAUUUGCCCCAGGGUGGGGCUGGAGGUGGUGGGAGUCCUUAUUCUGAAGGUGGGGCAUUAUAUGCUUUGGGUCUCAUUCAUGCCAACCAUGGUGAGGGCAUUAAGCAAUUCCUUCGUGAUAGCCUACGCAACACUAAUGUUGAGGUUAUUCAACAUGGUGCAUGCCUAGGACUUGGUUUGGCAGCUCUAGGAACUGCUGAUGAAGAAAUCUAUGAAGACAUCAAAAGUGUGCUUUAUACUGACAGUGCUGUUGCCGGUGAAGCUGCUGGCAUCAGUAUAGGUUUGCUCAUGGUUGGAACUGCUAGCGAGAAGGCAAGCGAGAUGCUUGCUUAUGCACAUGAGACGCAGCAUGAAAAAAUUAUCAGGGGUUUAGCAUUAGGGAUUGCUCUUACAGUAUAUGGAAGGGAAGAAGAAGCAGACACAUUAAUUGAGCAGAUGACUCGGGAUCAAGAUCCUAUUAUCCGUUAUGGUGGUAUGUAUGCAUUAGCAUUGGCCUAUAGGGGAACUGCAAACAAUAAGGCUAUUCGUCAGCUGCUGCACUUUGCUGUAUCAGAUGUGAGUGAUGAUGUUAGGAGAACUGCUGUUUUAGCACUGGGGUUUGUCCUUUACUCAGAGCCAGAGCAGACUCCUCGAAUUGUCUCCUUACUGUCUGAGUCUUACAACCCUCAUGUUCGAUAUGGUGCGGCACUUGCAGUGGGUAUUUCAUGUGCUGGCACUGGAUUGAGUGAGGCCAUAUCAUUGUUAGAACCCUUGACAUCAGAUGUUGUUGAUUUUGUUCGCCAAGGUGCUCUUAUUGCGAUGGCUAUGGUCAUGAUUCAGAUCAAUGAAGCAAGUGAUUCUCGUGUCGGGACAUUCAGGCGUCAACUUGAAAAAAUUAUACUGGAUAAGCAUGAAGACACAAUGAGCAAGAUGGGAGCAAUCUUGGCCUCUGGGAUCCUUGAUGCUGGUGGAAGAAAUGUAACCAUAAGAUUGCUUUCCAAGACAAAGCAUGACAAAAUCACUGCAGUCGUUGGUCUUGCUGUUUUUAGCCAGUUUUGGUAUUGGUAUCCCCUCAUUUAUUUUGUCAGCUUGUCAUUUUCACCUGCAGCCUUUAUUGGACUGAACUACGACCUGAAAGUUCCAAGGUUCGAGUUCUUAUCACAUGCAAAACCUUCACUUUUCGAGUAUCCAAAACCUACUACUGUUCCCACCACGACAUCAGCAGUCAAACUUCCAACUGCUGUCCUGUCAACAUCAGCAAAGGCUAAAGCUAGGGCUAAGAAAGAGGCGGAACAAAAGGCAAAUGCUGAGAAAUCAUCUGGGGCAGAGUCCUCAUCUUCUGCUUCAAUUACUGUGAAAGGGAAAUCAAGCAGUGAGAAGGAUGGGGAAGCUAUGCAGGUUGAUGGUCCUCCCGAGAAGAAAGCUGAGCCGGAGCCAUCAUUUGAGAUUUUGACCAACCCAGCAAGAGUGGUUCCUGCUCAGGAGAAGUUCAUUAAGUUUCUAGAAGACAGCCGAUAUGCGCCCGUGAAGUUGGCACCAUCAGGGUUUGUUCUUCUUAGAGACCUGCGCCCUGAUGAACCAGAGGCACUGUCCCUAACAGAUGCGCCUGCAUUAGCAGCAUCUCCAGCGGGUGGAUCAGCAGUAGGUCAACAGAGUUCCUCAUCAGCUAUGGCUGUUGAUGAUGAACCUCAGCCCCCUCAGCCUUUUGAGUUCACAUCCUGAUUUUGCCCGGAUUUUGGGCUGGCCAUAGUUUUUAGAGACGAACAGUGUUUUGUCACAUUUGCUACUUUAGCUCAGGAAUUAUCUAGUAAUUGGUUGCAUUUUUUCUUCCAAGAGAUGAGAGAUGAGAGAUGUUUCCUGUUGUAAUGAUUACCCUUUUGUGCAUGACUCUGCAUUUUAAUUGCUGCUGCUGCUCCCAUUGUUUACUCUUCUUUACUAUUUCUAGGGAAAAAAACUGUUAUAUAGAUGCUCAACCAUGAGGGUGAAAAUUGCAGCUGAACCAAAUUUCCUCUAAAUCGACAAUAUAGAAUCGACUUUUUUUGGCAA
This is a messenger RNA of Gossypium raimondii (Peruvian cotton), 3575 nucleotides long. Its product is annotated as 26S proteasome non-ATPase regulatory subunit 1 homolog A. Gene Ontology annotation, biological process: regulation of protein catabolic process; proteasome-mediated ubiquitin-dependent protein catabolic process. Gene Ontology annotation, molecular function: enzyme regulator activity. The transcript is spliced from 13 exons. NCBI's taxonomy places the organism in Eukaryota, Viridiplantae, Streptophyta, Magnoliopsida, Malvales, Malvaceae. The record is from RefSeq and is a predicted model, not a curated record. Bases 222 to 3251 code for a protein of 1009 amino acids. Gene Ontology annotation, cellular component: proteasome storage granule; nucleus; proteasome regulatory particle, base subcomplex.